AUGAAAUGGCUCAAUAACAACAAUUUUGAUGCAGGCCUUCAGAAACCUGAGUCCUUACCCAACUCAACUUCUGCACGCUUAAGAUUGGAAUCGAAAGGUGAUGAGGAGGAAGGGCUUGAAGAAACGAACCAUGAAAAUGAUCCGGAUGCGCCUAUCAUCAACCGAAAAUUCAAUGCUCCACCUCCACUCAGGAUUGAGUUAAUCCCGCUGGCUGAACAACUAGCUCUGACAAUCAAUGAUCAUCAUAAAACGGUGAUGGGCAAGGCUGAUUGCCUAAGGUCAUCAAAUUAUGUUGACGAAGACGAUAUCAGGCGCAUCUUGGAUAGGAUAUACACCAUUGAGACUGAUAAAGAUGUGUAUAACAUACUUGGUUGUGAUAUCCUAGCGGGCGGGGUGGCAAAGUUAUUCAAUUCAAUUCAGGAAUGGAAGACAGGCACGAUAGGAUCUCAAGCGAUCUCUCAGAUGCGCGCGAGGGAAGCCGCGACUCGAUUGGAGCAGGGUAGGACUCUGGCUAGACUGCAAAAACAACAAGCAGAAAGAGUAGAACGCGAGUCGAAGAUGAAGGAGGCUCGCAUUCUAACUGACCAGAAAAGAAAAAAAAACAAAGAAGAUAGUCUUGCGGAGAAGGAAGCAAAGAAGCAACGAAAAGAGCAAAGUAAUGAAAAGAAGAAGAUGGCAGCUAAGCUUAAGGACGAACAAGAAACCCGGCGGAUUGUGAACGCGCGGAUGAUUGCCGGUCUAUCAGCAGGAAAAACAAUGAGGGAGGUUGAAGCUGAUGAAGAAAUGAUUAGGUCACAGCAAAGUGGCCUAGAUAACGCUACACAAGGCUCUUGA
Molecule: messenger RNA, 834 nt
Organism: Melampsora larici-populina 98AG31
Lineage: Eukaryota; Fungi; Basidiomycota; Pucciniomycetes; Pucciniales; Melampsoraceae
Exons: 2
Coding region: 1-834 (277 amino acids)
Source: RefSeq, a predicted model, not a curated record